AUGAAGAGAGAUGCGACACCUGAGCUCAUGCUGGACCCUCCGAGUACCCCGAAGAUGAAGUGUGUGGUUUCUGGGCUGGAGAAGUUCCUCAAGGAAUGGAAGGAAGGAAAGAAGAUGUCGCUUGACGAGUGGGAGAGUGCUUAUGGUAAGGUAGACGGGGGGACAGAAAGCGAUGCCCUCGCCUUCAUGUGUGAAGAAGCUGAAGCUCUCGCAAUGGACGACAUGGACGACGAUGCUCUUUCGAAGUAUUACGACAUCUUCAUGAUCAACCGCAACCAUGCUCGAACGCUUCACAGCUUCGCCGUCUUCCACCAUCGCAAGGCUCAGGUAGGGGUCGCGCGCAUCCUAUAUGAACACUGCUUGAAGAUCAGCCCUCGCCGCUGGAAGACGAGCUUCAACCUAGCCCGGCUUGAGCAGGACAACAAGAUGCAGGAGGAAGCAUGUGCUCGCUAUGAGGAAAUCAUCAAGGCCGCAGAGUGCGACGACAAGACUCGAUGCGACUCUCUCGCAUACCUCGCUCUGCUUCACCAGGAGCACCACCAGGACUACUGCAAGGCUUGCGAUCUCUACAAGCAGUCGCUAAGGAUCACUCCGAACCACAUCUACAGUCUUGACCACUUGUGUGCUCUCCUCCAGUCUUGUGGGAUCAGCGAUGAUUCGAAACAGCUUCAUGAGUACGUGUGUGAACUUGACGGGGAGCACGGGUUGCGGUGGUGCCCCUACGGUAACAGUCUCUUCAGUGGCGAGAGGCUAGUGAAAAAUAAGACGGAAGUGAUCAAAAGCCUUCCUGAGGACCUUCGAACUCAGAUCGUCGACUUGCUCAAGGAAAUAUCAGAGCAUGUGCCCAAUACACCGACAAAAACGUCCUCGCGGAACGAGAGGCUGUCGUCCAUCAAAUCCUUCUCCAGCAUUAUCACCAGCAAGAACUUGCGACGCAACACGGAUUUGAAGAGCAGCAUGCUGCUGCCGGAAGAGGGGCUGUUGACGUCCGGGUGGAUGAAGAAGCGAGGAUGGUACGUGACUUCCUGGAGAGAUCGCUUCUUCGUUAUCAAAGGCCGAGCGCUGGAGUACUACGUGACCGACAAGAACCACCAUAACGAGCAGCCAAGAGGAACUAUCUGGCUGGCCGGUUGUGAGGUGGAGGACAGGGGCAAGGUUGACAACCUGUUCCUCUUUGCUGUGCUGGACAAGGUGGCCAAGAGAACGUACGAAUGCGCCUGCGAGUCCGACGAGAGCCGUCAAAGUUGGAUGUCAAGCAUUCGAGAGGUUGCCUGGGGUGACAGGCGUCAUGCCCUCGAGCGUGCGGGGUCCUUCUUUGAGUCUUUCGUCUCUACAGCGCAUGAGCAUCCCGAUGCACACGGAGGAUCGUUUGCGCUCGGAGGGAUCGUGAAGAAGCGAGGAUGGUACAACACGUCAUGGCAGGACCGCUACUUCCUGCUCAAGGAGAACGUGCUGGAGUACUACGCGAGCGUUCAGGCCUUCGAGUCAAGGUCGCAACCGCGAGGCAGCAUCAAUAUCUUCGAUUGUGUGGUGGAGGAAAAAGGUUCCAACGGGAAGAUUUGGGAAUUCACUAUCCGAGACAAGGUCAAGAAGAGAACUUAUGAAUGUGCGUGUGCGACGGAGAAGGAGAGGUCGGAAUGGGUGUCUACCAUCCGACAGGCGUCAAGAGUUUGA
Guillardia theta CCMP2712 is the source of this 1674-nucleotide messenger RNA. RefSeq lists its product as hypothetical. NCBI's taxonomy places the organism in Eukaryota, Cryptophyceae, Pyrenomonadales, Geminigeraceae. The transcript is spliced from 9 exons. The coding region runs from base 1 to 1674 and encodes 557 amino acids. The record is from RefSeq and is a predicted model, not a curated record. Gene Ontology annotation, molecular function: protein binding.